Molecule: messenger RNA, 969 nt
Organism: Xenia sp. Carnegie-2017
Lineage: Eukaryota; Metazoa; Cnidaria; Anthozoa; Malacalcyonacea; Xeniidae
Exons: 1
Coding region: 1-969 (322 amino acids)
Molecular function (GO): nucleic acid binding; zinc ion binding
Source: RefSeq, a predicted model, not a curated record
AUGGUUAUAAAGCUUAAAUAUAUAAAAGGAGUUAACUUGUACUAUCUAGGCAGUGGUAAAAUACACCUAAAUGAAAUAUCAAACACUACAGUUGGCGACAAAGAUUCGAUUCUGAUGGACGAAGAAGCCCAAAGUACACAGACAAAUGUUGGUUUUAAUGUGCCCUUUAUGGGACAUAUGGAAGAAUAUUCAACGAGUACAGAUUGGAAGCAGUACGUUGAGCGGCUUGAAAUAUUCUUCGAAGUAAAUAAUGUACCAAGAGAAAAGCAAGCCUCGAGCAUACUUACCUUGAUGGGUAGUAAGAUGUAUGCGUUGUUAAGAUCAAUUACAGCACCAAGAAGACCAAAAGAACUUACAUAUAACCAAAUUGUAGAAACUUUAACACAACAUCUUGAGCCAAAACCAAUAGUUAUUGCUGAACGAUAUAAGUUCCACAAGGCUGAGCAAGGACAAGCGGAAUCGAUUAGGGAAUAUCUUGCCAAAUUGCAGAGAUUAGCAGAAACAUGUGAAUUUGGGAGUUAUCGAGACGAAGCAAUUCGAGAUCGAUUUGUUUGUGGAUUGCGAGAUCGAUCGAUUCAACGUAAGCUACUAGGCGAAGUUGAUUUGACUUUAAAGUCUGCGGUAGAAAAAGCUUGUGCGGCUGAAUUAACGGAGAGAGAAACAUCAGCGUUACACGGAGAUUUACUGAACCGAGUGCAAACAGCAUCCCUCGAGUGUUUUCGCUGUGGUAAGAAAAAUCAUUCUCCCGAUAAGUGUUAUUUUCGGAAGUCCAAAUGUCACGGUUGUCAAAAUUACGGACAUAUAUUGAAGAAGUGUCCCAGGAGAGAUGGCAACAACAUGAAGAAUACAAAAAGUGAAAAGUCGAGAAGGGAAGAUGCUAAGAAAAGAAAAAAAAAUCCAGCGAAAUUCACAACGUUAAAACACAUAGCAACGUUGAUAGUGACAGCGAAAGCCAAGAAGAAGAUAUGA